Osmerus eperlanus (European smelt) is the source of this 5614-nucleotide messenger RNA. RefSeq names its product latent-transforming growth factor beta-binding protein 2-like. Bases 407 to 5488 code for a protein of 1693 amino acids. The record is from RefSeq and is a predicted model, not a curated record. Lineage: Eukaryota; Metazoa; Chordata; Actinopteri; Osmeriformes; Osmeridae. The transcript has 35 exons. Gene Ontology annotation, molecular function: calcium ion binding.
GUGGUCAUAUGUACGGGAGAACGACACACGCUCGAACAGCCUACUUUCACUUCGAGGCAACAGCGCUGCAGCUCAGCCCGGGAACCGCUCUGCUGGCCGUGCUAUUACCGCGCAGGGAAAACAUGAACUAUAACAGAUGGAUUAAUACUUAUCCGAGAUUGGCAUAAUUUUCUCCACAUAUCACAUUAAACGAAGGCGAUUUUUUUUUUUUACUAUUAUUUUUUAGUUGAUAGGUAGCAUAGACUAAGUUGCAUCCUGUGGAAAUCUUACUUGCUCACUAUGGACAGAUAUCUAAGUAGAAAGAGGAUAUCGUCUUGUUAAAUUAUACGACUUUCUUGAUUGGCUCCCGAUAAAAGUGUGACUGCAGCCUCCGCGGCAAUUUUGAAAAAGACAUUUCGAUUACAUAAUGGACCGUUUUUUUAUGAUAGUUCUAGUGUUUUUUUCCGUAGCACUUGUGCGAAUGUGUGACUGUCAGAAAGAAUCAGCAGAUGGCAUGCAGGAUGGUGCAGGCGCCCCAGCGAUGUGGGACCAGCUACUGUCUCGAGCGAGAAGCCAAGGUCAUUCCAUGCGGGGACCCGAGGACUCUGUCACAGCCAAACCAUCCAGUGAAAGUUCCCCAGUAUCUUCUCACAACGCAGCAGUGGUCACACCACCUCGAGGUGACGGAAGUGCACCUGAAGUGCACCCCGCUCGCAUGGCGGGCGAAGCCACACGAGCUCGCGGUGGGGUACGAACACCUAGACAACUGGGCACCCACCAGUCAUCACAGGCCAGACCCAGAAGCGGUUCCAGACAGGCUAACAAACACAGUUCAUCAAAGACUAGGCGUCUUGUCGGGGCCAAUGUGUGUGGAGGCCAGCAGUGCUGUUCCGGCUGGGCGCAGGCUCCAGGGACGAGUCGCUGCAUCAAGCCUGACUGCCAGCCCCCCUGCCAGAACCGGGGCUCCUGCAGCAGGCCCCAAACCUGCGUGUGUCGCUCGGGCUUCCAGGGCAGCCGCUGUGAGGAGGUGGCCCCAGAGCAGGUGUACAUCCACUCAGGUGGGGCCCUAAGGCGGGUGGAGCCAGGAGCCAACCCCUUCCAGAGAGACCAGCCUCGGAGGAGAGCCCAGGACAGGCAGGCUGGAGACCAUCAGGGCCCCGGGGCCCACACGCCCAGACCAGCCACCACCAAACAGCCUCUCCACGCUGUGACCCAAGUGAGACCAGGAACCGCGGACUCCUCUCCCCAGCAGACCGGGACCUCCCGCACCGUCAAGCGUUACCCAUCAUCUACAUGGCCCAUCACCUCCAACGCUCUGCCCAGUGGGAACGGGCACAGCAGCAGGCAUGGUCAUAACAGCCACAGAGCCUCCAGCGACAGGCAGCUCCAGGGCCAGUCCAGCAAUGCUCUGACUCCUGCAGACCACUUCAAGGAGAUCUGCCCGGCCGGUCAUGGCUAUGCGUACUCCCGCUCCGACGUGCAGCUCUCCCUGAGGCAGCUGGAGGAGCAAGAGCUGAGGAGGAGCGGCCUGUCCUGGAGGCAGCCCAGCCCCUCUUACCCCCAGCCUGCCCAGCCUGCCCAGCCUGCCACAAUACCCCCCUACCCCGAGACCCCACAAUACCCCCCACCACCACAGAUACCCCUCCGACCACCACCACCAACACACUACCCCCAGUACCCUACCGAGCCCCACCCUGCCAACGAGACCCCCAGGCAACCUGAAGAAGAUGUGGAGAUACUGGAGCUGCCUCCGCUGGUGACCGAGUCUCCUCUGAAGUAUCCAGAGGUGCUGGAGAGGGUCACUCCUCCUCCCAUCAGCGUGCACCCAGAGUGGGACGGGCAAGACACCGCCUCCAUCGACGUGGCAACCAAAGUCACAGAUGUUGACAGGUGUUCCGUCACCCCCACCAUCUGUGGUCAUGGGCAGUGUGUGCCGGUGCAGACCGGCUACACCUGCUACUGUGACCCUGGAUACAAGCUCAGCGCGCUCCAGACCAACUGCAUCGACGUGAACGAGUGUGAGGAGAGCCCGUGUGGAGGGAAGGGCCGCUGUGUCAACACGUUUGGCUCCUACACCUGCCACUGCCUCAGCGGCUACAGCCAGGUCAUCACCCACAACAGGAAGUUCUGUCAAGAUGUAAACGAGUGUGCCAUGCCUAACAAGUGCCAGGCAGGUGAGUGUGUGAACACAGACGGAUCGUACACCUGCGAGUGUGGGACUGGAUUCACCAAGUCCUGGAGAGGCAGCUGUGAAGAUGUGGAUGAGUGUGGGCACCCUGGCUCCUGCCCCAGUGGGCUCUGUGUGAACACCCAGGGCUCCUUCCUCUGCCAGCCCUGUGGACUCGGCUACAGGGCAGCCAGCGGCAGCUGCGUGGACGUGAACGAGUGCCUCAACCAAUCGCUGUGCGCCCACGGGAGGUGUGUCAACACGGAAGGCUCCUACAGCUGCAACUGUCACCAAGGAUACGAGGCCUCACCGGACAACAGCGGUUGUCAAGAUGUGGACGAGUGCCUGAUCCUCGGAGCCUGCCUCCACGGCAGGUGUGUCAACCUGGACGGCUCCCACAGGUGCACCUGUAGCCAUGGUUACCAGGCCAGCUCCGACAGCAAAGCCUGUGAAGAUGUCAACGAGUGUGCUACGCGUAAUGUGUGCCCCUCGGGAAUAUGCAUCAACGCCGAAGGUUCCUACUCGUGUCAGGACUGCGGGCCCGGGUUUGAGCGGGCUCCUGAUGGGCUGAGGUGUGAGGAUGUGGAUGAGUGUACCCAGACCGGCGUGUGUCUGGGCGGCGGCUGCACUAACUCUCCAGGGGCGUUCAGCUGCAGCCACUGCAGGACGGGGUACAGGGUGUCCCAGGACAGGCAGCGCUGCGAGGACGUGGACGAGUGCCAGGAUCAGGCUGUGUGUGGGAACGGGGUGUGUGUGAACUCACCGGGGUCCUUCUCCUGCAUCAGCUGUCCUCCAGGGUACACAGUGUCUGCAGACGGAGAGCUCUGCCAAGAUGUGGAUGAGUGUGCGCUGCCCAGUACGUGUCCCCGGGGAACAUGCACCAACACAGAGGGUUCCUACACCUGCCUCACCUGCAGGACUGGCUUCACUGUCUCUGACAACAGACAGGAGUGUGAAGAUGUGGACGAGUGCGCCGGGCCUGACAUCUGCCCCGGACAGCUGUGCAGAAACACUCCAGGCUCCUUCUCCUGCCGAAGCUGUCCUCCUGGUCUCUCCCUGUCUGAGGACAGGUCUGUCUGCCAGGACAUAGACGAGUGCCUCUUCCUGGGGGCGUGUCCUGGGGGUGUGUGCACCAAUACCGAGGGCUCCUUCUCCUGCAUGACAUGUGACCUCGGCUUCGCCCUCUCAGCCAAUGGCCUCUCCUGUGAAGACGUGGACGAGUGUGCGUCUGGAGGUGUGUGUGCGGGAGGACGCUGCAGCAACACCCUGGGCUCCUUCAGCUGCUCCUGCCCCCCCGGACUGGAGCUGGGGGAGGGGACCACCUGCAGAGAUGUGGAUGAGUGUGUGUCCGGAGCCGUCUGUGGAGACGGGGAGUGUAUGAACACUGAGGGCUCGUACCUGUGCAUCUGUCCUGAUGGAUACAGCUCUGCUGUAGACGCUGGUGUGGGCUGCAGAGACAUGGAUGAGUGCAGUAAGGACAGCGUGUGCUCCAGAGGCAGGUGUGUGAACACAGACGGAUCUUUCCUGUGCCUGUGUGAGGCUGGCUUCAAGUUCUCCUCCCACACAGCUGACUGUGAAGAUCAGAAUGAGUGUGAGGAGUUUGGCAGCUCGGUGUGUGGAACCUGGCGCUGUGAGAACACCCUGGGCUCGUACCGCUGCUUCAGAGGCUGCCAGCCUGGCCUGGAGGGGGCGCUGGAGGGAGACUGUGACACAGACGAGUGUUUGAACGAGACCAUCUGCGGUGACCACGGCUUCUGUGAGAACACGGACGGCUCCUUCCGCUGCCAGUGUGACCAGGGCUACACCAACCCCCCUGGAGACCCUGGCCAGGCCUGUGUGGACGUGAACGAGUGUGAGAUGAGCCUGGCGCUGUGCGGGACAGCCCUGUGUGAGAACGUGGACGGAAGCUUCCUGUGCAUCUGCCCCAGCAACCACCAGGAAUUUGAUCCUCUCACCAGCCAGUGCCGCUCUCUGGGGGAGACGGGCGCCCCUGCGUACACCUCCCCGGAGGAGCGGCAGAGGAAGGACUGCUUCUACAACCUGAACGACGCCAACUUCUGCGACAACGUCCUGUCCCGCAACACCACCAAGCACGAGUGCUGCUGCAGCGCUGGCUCCGGCUGGGGGGAUGGCUGUGAGAUUCACCCCUGCCCCCCCCCUGGAGGAGAGGAGUACCACCAGUUGUGUCCACAUGGCAACGGGCUGCUGUCCCAGCCAGCCUCCUCUCCCCAGGGCCUGGACCAGCCUCCGUUCACAGAUAUCGAUGAGUGUGAGAUGUUUGGGCCAGACAUCUGUAAGAACGGCCGCUGCACCAACCUGUUCUCCUCCUACUCCUGCUUCUGCCUCUCUGGGUUCUACUACGACAACAUCCGUCUGGAGUGUGUGGACUACGACGAGUGUGAGACAGAGAAGGUGUGUGUGGACGGGGUGUGUGUGAACACGGCAGGGUCGUUUAACUGCUUCUGCAGCCCUCCUCUGGUCCUGGACACCUCACGCAGGCGCUGCAUCAGCCUGAACACCACGGAGGAGAGCCAGGAGGUGGAUGAGGACAUCCACCUGGACGUCUGCUGGCAGGCUCUGCUCCAGGAUGACGUGUGCUCCCAGCCGCUGUUGGGUCGCAGGACCACCUACACUGAGUGCUGCUGUCUGUACGGGGUGGCCUGGAGCGACCAGUGUGCCUUCUGCCCCCUCAGGGACUCAGAUGACUACGCUGCAGUGUGUAACCUGCCCAGGAGAGGAGCAGACAGCCUGAGGGAGAGGCCAGGGUACGAGUACGGGCCUGAGAGCUCCGAGGCUGUGGAGGGCCCCUACGGCCCCUACUGGGACAACUACGGGGCCUCUGUCCCCGGGGGCCCCUUCUACAGCGCAGGGGUUCCCCAGGGCAUCCCCCUCUUCACCGACCCUGCCAGCGAGAGCGACUACGGGCUGCAAGAGAGGCAGCCCCCCCUCAGGGUCCCUGUCCACCGGCCCCGGGAGCCCCCGCCCCCCCUGCUACGCCCCGCCCGCCCCCACUACGAGCCCUCCGCUGGCUUCGAGGGUCUCCGGGCGGAGGAGUGUGGCGUGCUGAACGGCUGUGAGAACGGUCGCUGCGUUCGCGUGAGGGAGGGCUACACCUGCGACUGCUUCGACGGCUUCCAGCUCGACCUCACCAAGAUGGCGUGCGUCGACAUCAACGAGUGUGAGGACAUCAGCGACAAGGUGUCCCUGUGUGAGAACGGGGAGUGUAGCAACACAGAGGGCUCCUACAGGUGCUCCUGCCUGCCUGGCUUCCAGGCCUCCGCCAAGCCUCACCACUGCAUCCCUGAGAUCCCAGAGAUCGGCCGCAGGGAGGCGGGAAACUGAGUCCUCCUCUCCUGCCUCCCUCCAUCUAGGACUAUUCCUCCACCCCCCAUCCCCCCAUCCCUCAUCCUCCACCCUCCUGCAGCCUGGCUCCAACCCUCCAUCUAGGACUACUCCUCCACCCCCCAU